Molecule: messenger RNA, 1019 nt
Organism: Astyanax mexicanus (Mexican tetra)
Lineage: Eukaryota; Metazoa; Chordata; Actinopteri; Characiformes; Acestrorhamphidae
Product: bifunctional protein GlmU
Exons: 3
Coding region: 55-495 (146 amino acids)
Source: RefSeq, a predicted model, not a curated record
GGGAAAGUCAUAUGACUGUUCUGAAACUGCCGCUCAUUUCACGGAUCUACUCAAAUGGACAGUGUGUGUUCAUCUCUGCGUGUGCUUGCCUUGCGACUGGGCCCGGGGCAGGAGCUGCUGUCCAGUCUCCUGGCUUUUGUGGAGGAGCAGAAGCUAAAAGCGCCGUUCAUCAUCACUUGUGUGGGAAGUCUCACCAAGGCAACACUGCGGUUGGCCAAUGCCACAGCCAAUAACACCAAUGAGGUGAUUCAUCUACAGGAACGGUUUGAGAUUGUAUCUCUGGUGGGCACACUGAACAGAGAAGCUCAUUUGCAUAUCUGUCUGGCUGAUAAAGACGGCAAAACCAUUGGGGGUCACGUGCUGGGUGACCUAGAAGUGUUUACCACAGCAGAAGUGGUCAUAGGAGAGGCCACUGGCCUCCACUUCACCAGAGAAAUGGACAGCAGGACCGGCUUCCCGGAGCUGGUCAUUCAAAAGCGGUCAGAGCAGAUUUAGCACAUUUACAUUCUGAUCAUUUUACAAAACUGAAUAUUCACCCUUUUUGAGCAAUUUGACCGACUUAGUGCCUUGAUCUUGAUCACAAGAAACACGUCAGCAGCUGAUCAACUACAUUUGGUGUAUGAGGGAAUUGUGAAAAUUUGGUGUCAUUAACUGUUAUUGGACUAUUGUGUGAUGAUUUUUAUGUGGUUUCUGACAAUGUAUAAAAUAUAGUUUAUUGAUGUAGUCUUGACACCAGUGUGCUCUAACUUUAACUGUAACUGGACACUGAUUGAUUGCAGAACUCUAUGCAAAAUGUGCAAAAUAAUUUGUACAUUAUUACUCUAAAUUAAAGGAAUUGCUUGGUGAAAAAUAAAUCUCUUUGACCAAAAUUGUAUUAAUAUAUUUGUGUAUGAGGUUUGCAUCUUUUGUUUUACCCUAUAUCUUCAAAAUUUUUGUCUAGUCCAGUUGAACAUUAUGCGGCAGUUUCUCGGACAGUUUCUUAAGCCUAAUAAAAUGAAGAUUUAUCAUUAAAAUGACAA